Molecule: messenger RNA, 570 nt
Organism: Rhipicephalus sanguineus (brown dog tick)
Lineage: Eukaryota; Metazoa; Arthropoda; Arachnida; Ixodida; Ixodidae
Exons: 3
Coding region: 12-461 (149 amino acids)
Source: RefSeq, a predicted model, not a curated record
CCGACCUCUGGAUGUCAGUCCAUGUUUCCUGGGGUCAUGUCAUGACUCGUGGGUAUGGCGGGGGAGCCCUCUCCGUCAGCACCUGGAAGCAAAACUUCGGCUUGCUUGGAGACUCCAGCUAUACAUUAGAACCGUGGUUCCUGACACCAGUGCCCGGACGACCAGCUCGUGGCACCCCUGAUAACCACUACAACAAGGCCCACACCGCCAUGCGCAAUGUUGUGGAGUGGUGCAUCGCUGUAAGCUUGUGCAGAGCUGCACAAGCAUCAUCGCUGCUUGUGCAGCUCUGCACGACAUUGCGUUGGCGGCACAUGAGCCUGUUCUCGAAGGGGACGAUGACGACACCGACGAUGCUGAGCUGCUGCCAGCAGCAGCUGAGCUACCACCACCACAACGGGAGCCAGCAGCAGCGCAACCGUGUAGUGAACCUGUUUCGAGAACCACAGGGCCUGCAUGCUUGAGCACCUGCGCAGAGUACGCCGCCGCCUGCAACGACCUCAGCAGCAUUGUGUGGUGGCUUCUGCUGCAAUGAGAGCCCGGGUGAGGGUACCAACGCCUUGCAGCUCGUGG